Messenger RNA from Aureobasidium uvarum, 435 nucleotides. The record is from the annotation of a GenBank genome assembly. NCBI's taxonomy places the organism in Eukaryota, Fungi, Ascomycota, Dothideomycetes, Dothideales, Saccotheciaceae.
AUGUCAGAACGCGGUCAAUUCAGAGGCGGCAACAGAGGCGGAAACCGAGGAGGCAACCGCGGCGGAAGAGGAGGUGGUCGCGGCGGCGCCAACAACAACAACUCAUCGCACAAUAACAAUGACGCCGAGACACCGCGCCCUAAGAAGGAGAACAUUCUCGACCUGAACAAGUACAUGGACAAGGAGAUUCAGGUCAAGUUCAGCGGAGGUAGAGAGGUCACCGGCACACUCAAGGGAUACGAUCAACUCAUGAACCUCGUCCUCGACGACGUCAAGGAAAUCACAAGAGACGAUGAAGGCAACACUUCGUCAAGACCUCUCGGUCUCUUAGUCGCCCGCGGAACCCUUCUCGUCCUCAUCUCCCCUCUCGACGGCAGCGAAGAAAUCGCAAACCCUUUCGUGCAAGCUGAGGAAGAAGGUGCUGCAGCUAUCUGA